UCUAAGCAUCCUUGAUAACUCGAGCAUUUCCAGCUCGGCCCUAGUAAUAUCCUGAGGCUCCCUCCCAAAUCAAUUCCCGCUCCCUCAUUUCAAUUCUCCCGCCAUUCCAAAACAUUAAUAACAAAAACCCUAAAACAAGAUUCAAUUCCAAGUAACCCUGUAAUCACUCUCGAUUUUGGGAUUAGGUUUUCUUCUGUUUUGGGUUUUAGAUGAAGGUUUUAGAACCUUAGGGUUUUUGUGUUUUGUUUUGAUUUGAUUUGAUAGAAAGACGGUGGAUAAUGAGUGCAGUGAAUCUUACUAACGUUACCGUACUAGAUAAUCCGGCGCCGUUUUUGUCCCCGUUUCAGUUCGAGAUCUCUUAUGAGUGUUUGACUCCUCUUAAAGACGAUUUGGAAUGGAAACUAAUCUAUGUGGGGUCUGCUGAGGAUGAAACAUAUGACCAAUUAUUGGAGAGUGUGCUUGUUGGGCCUGUCAAUGUUGGAAAUUAUCGUUUUGUCUUGCAGGCAGACCCACCUGACCCGUCAAAGAUUCGUGAUGAAGAUAUCAUUGGUGUCACAGUACUUUUGUUGACGUGCUCAUAUUUAGGUCAGGAAUUUGUUCGAGUUGGCUACUAUGUGAACAAUGAUUACGAAGAUGAGCAGCUUAGAGAGGAACCUCCACCUAAAGUGUUGAUUGAUAAGGUCCAAAGAAACAUCCUAUCUGAUAAACCCAGGGUUACAAAGUUCCCCAUCAAUUUUUAUCCUGAAAAUACUGAGGGUGCAGAGGAACCUCUUGUGAACGAUCAACCUGCUGAAACUGAUGGAAAUGAAGAACGACCGCCAGCUUCUCCCCAUCAUUCUUCAGAUAAAGAGGGGCCUUAAAUUACAAUCAGCAUCAACUCCUGGCCUCCCAAGUUUCUCGUUCAGGUUCAUAUCAUCAGGAUUUUAGGUGAUGCCUUUUGCCAUAUAUUUUGAUGUGCGGAAUGUGAACUGUUUUAAGCUGGAAAGCAAGGAGUGAUGGUUGAUAUACUGGGUUUUUCUGGCUUCUUUUUUUUUUUUGUCAUCGAUACAGUUGUAGUGCCGAGGUGACUGAUUUUGUAUCCUAAUCGGAUGGAUUUAGUUUGUGAUAGGCUGAUAGUUUGAAUAGAUGCAUCUUAGGUUCAUCAACAUUUUAUUAUCUCAAUUCGGAUCUUGUGAUUUCAACAUCUAAUAUACAAAGUGUGUUUCUUUUCUCUGACA
Populus euphratica (Euphrates poplar) is the source of this 1217-nucleotide messenger RNA. Its product is annotated as histone chaperone ASF1B-like. Gene Ontology annotation, cellular component: nucleus; chromatin. The coding region runs from base 279 to 860 and encodes 193 amino acids. Gene Ontology annotation, biological process: DNA replication-dependent chromatin assembly. The record is from RefSeq and is a predicted model, not a curated record. The transcript is spliced from 3 exons. Gene Ontology annotation, molecular function: histone binding. Lineage: Eukaryota; Viridiplantae; Streptophyta; Magnoliopsida; Malpighiales; Salicaceae.